Molecule: messenger RNA, 1791 nt
Organism: Phragmites australis (common reed)
Lineage: Eukaryota; Viridiplantae; Streptophyta; Magnoliopsida; Poales; Poaceae
Exons: 9
Coding region: 852-1556 (234 amino acids)
Source: RefSeq, a predicted model, not a curated record
CCGUGUUUCUCCGUUGACGGCGAGGUGAGGGAUCCCCAGCGGCACCACUCCCCCUCUUCUACCUGCACCGGAGAGAAAGAGAGAGAGAGAGACUUGAAUGGACAAAGAAAGAAGAGAGACGAGGAGGAAACGGAACGGAUGGAUGGUUGGUUGGGCGGCAUGGGCGUGCGGCGUGCCUAAAACAUCGAUCACCACUUACAGAGAGAGAGUGGAGCGAAACCUCGGGGGACAAACGGAGGAGAGAGAGAGAGAGAGAGAGAGAGAGAGAAAGAGAAGGGGAGAGAGGGAGUCGCAAGCCAGGCAAAGAAAGAGGACGAUCGAGAAAUAGCAUGCAUGCAUGCAUUGAGGCGGCAUCCCUAAUUUCCCUUGUCGAGGAGGCAGUGGUGGGCAGGUCCAAGGAGGACGGACGGAAGAGGGUUGGGAACUUGGAAAGGCUCCUCUCCCUCCCCUCCUCCCUCCCCUCCCCUCCACAAUCCAUCAUCUCCGGCUCUCUAAUUUCUCCAAGAUCGAGCAGCAAGAGGAGGAUCUGAUGCAUCACUGCAUCCACAGCCAACAAUCCAAGGGCGUGCAGUACUCCAAAUUAAAAAAGAAACACGAAGCAAAGAGGCAGAGGAAUUCCACAACUACGUAUGCAUGCAUGUCGAUGGAUCAUGGUCUCCCACUUAGCUCCUGACGUGCCGCCCUCCCCUCUUCAUGCUACAUCGAUCCAUUGAGUAAUCCAUUCCCAUUGAGAAAGUGCGACCGAGGUAGCACAGGUCACAGGGGUUAACAGCAGCUAGCACCCUCCCUCCUCUUCCUUUGAUGGGCAUUAUUCCAUUUCCAUUUCAACUCCAACAUCAACAGUGGAUGCAAUGGUUGGAAAUAGGACAUGGUUUGGAGGGCUUUUUAACAGCUCAGGCAAAAGGCGCCAAGUUAGCGCCGAGAAGAUCUUUGAGUUGACCCCUCUUCAGGAACAACGGUUGCAAAAGUUGAAGGAAAGGCUAAAUGUACCUUAUGAUGAAACUCGGCCAGAUCAUCAGGAAUCACUUAAGGCUCUUUGGAAUGCUUCCUUUCCUGAUACACAGCUCACUAGCUUAGUUUCAGAACAGUGGAAAGACAUGGGGUGGCAGGGCGUGAAUCCAUCGACUGAUUUCAGGGGAUGUGGAUUUGUUUCACUUGAGAACCUUUUGUUUUUCGCAAGAACAUAUCCGGCUUCUUUCAAGAGGUUGCUGCUGAAGCAACAAGGAAUGCGAGUCACAUGGGAGUACCCCUUUGCCGUUGCGGGUGUAAACAUCUCAUACAUGUUGAUUCAGCUGCUGGAGCUCAAAUCAGCACGGCCGAAAUCUUUGCCAGCGAUUAACUUUAUCAAAGUGUUGACAGAACACGAGGAGGCAUUUGAUGUGCUGUACUGCAUAGCUUUCGAGAUGAUGGAUGCUCAAUGGCUAGCGAUGCGUGCCUCGUACAUGCACUUCAAAGAGGUCCUGGAAGCAACAAGGCAGCAGCUGGAGAGGGAGCUCUCCCUGGAGGAUCUCCAUCGCAUCCACGACCUCCCAGCUUACAACCUCUUGCAUAAGUAGGAGAUGGAUCAGCCUAUAAAAUUGAAUUCUCUCUGCAUGUCUCCCUUGUUGAUGGAAGGAAUACGCAGUUUUGCACGGAGUCUAGCUAGGGAUCCAUACAUACACUAUGUGUCUAUGUAUAUACAUACAUACGGUACGUUGCACGUCCCUGAGCUGAGCAUACAUACGUACAUGCUAGUAACGUACUGCAUGAUUGGCUGCAUGUGAAGAGGAGCCACUUGCAUGGUUUGCUUUG